CCCGCUCUUUCAAACUUUCAAACCCAAAAACCAUCUCUCACUUCGCGGCUUCUUCUUCUUCUUUCAGAUCCCUAAAACCCAUACCCAAAAACCAAACCCUCCCUCAUUUUUCAAAUCCCGCCUUAACGGUCCCCUAUUAAUCUCAGUCCUUCACUUCCCUUCCCUCCAUUUCUCCUCAACCAUGGAGUCCGCCGCUCCUCCACCUCCUCCUCCUCCACCGCCGCCGCCGCCGCAACCGGAGACCGCUUCCAGGCACCACGCCUAUAGCCGGAAGCAGAAGUCUCUCGGCCUCUUGUGCUCCAAUUUCAUUGCCUUGUACGAUCGAGAAGGCGUGACCUCCGUCGGCUUGGACGACGCCGCUGCAAGAUUAGGCGUGGAGAGGCGACGGAUCUACGAUAUCGUUAAUGUGCUUGAGAGCGUUGGGGUUCUUUCGCGAAAGGCAAAGAACCAGUAUACUUGGAAAGGGUUUGGGGCAAUCCCUAUUGCUUUACAUCAGCUAAAGGAAGAGGGUCUGAAAGAGAACUUCAAUACUUUCCAUGGCGAUCUCCAGGGCAGUGAUGAUCCGAAAUGUUCGCAGGGUUCAGAUGAUGAGGAAGGUGAUGAGAGUGGUCCUGCAACUGGGAGUCAGAAUGAGAACCCCGGUGUCCAUCCCAAAUCUUCAGGAAACUCGAAAAAUGAUAAUAGAAGGGAAAAGUCUCUGGCACUUCUUACACAGAAUUUUGUGAAGCUCUUCGUCUGCUCCACUGUAGAAUCCAUCUCCCUUGAUGAAGCUGCAAGGUUAUUACUUGGGGAUGCACACAAUGCAUCUGUAAUGAGAACAGCUAAAGUAAGGCGGAUUUAUGAUAUUGCAAAUGUUUUGUCCUCCAUGAAUCUUAUUGAAAAGACCCACACAGCAGAUACAAGGAAGCCGGCAUACAAAUGGUUGGGAUUGAAAGGAAAAGAUGUCGUGAGUUCAGCUUCAGACGAGUCUAGAAAAAGAGCCUUUGGAACAGACAUCACAAACGUCAGUUGUAAGAGGGGAAAAGUAGAAUCUUCUACUGCUGGGAAAUUGGAAGCUCAGAAACAAAAGCUACAUGAGACUACAGUACGGCAACGUGAGAGACGUGAGAGCACAGUACAUAAGGUUGAUAGGAACAAUUUAGAGGACUCGAAAGAAAAUACAAAGAGCUACCAGUUUGGCCCUUUUGCUCCAGUUACUAUUGCCAGAGCUGGGAAUUUCAACAUGAAGAAGGUUGACUGGGACAAUUUGUCGUCUACUUACCGUCCCCAGUAUCAGAAUCAAGCUUUGAAGGAGCUGUUUUCUCAUUACAUGGAAGCAUGGAAGUCAUGGUACUCUGAAGUUGUUGAGAAGCCAAUCCAAACUUGAUGUUUCUCUAUUUUCGUUACAUUCCCAAAUUGAUUGAGGAAAUUGCUUCUGUUCAACUCUCGAUGUUGACUCGGCAAAGAAGGGAUCGCCCUGUUGGAUGCAUUUCUCCAUGCUCCAUUUUAGAAUGGCAAUCCUCAGGAUACUUUUUAACAUUUUGUGACCCUGUUUAUUGGCAUUCAAUACAGAUUCUUUUCUUGGUUUAUGCAACUGAUUGCUAGUUAUAGAUGAUUAGGUUGAAGUGAAUGUUGUAUAUACAUGGCAGGCUUAUUUUUCUACAAUUGUUAACUUUCUGGAAAUGAGAAUAUGCAUUAAGCUGGUUCUUGUUUGGCUUGAUGAACUCCUUAUUGCAGUAAGCUGGUUCUUGUUUGGCCAACAGGAUUAGUGUUCUUAUUGGGUUCAGAGCGGCAGGCCUGGGGUUUACCGGGCAUAAUGUGUUAGGAUUAUGUACUGCUCAUUCCUGACUUUCUUUGCUUUUGGUCCAUUAUCUUAUAUUAG
Messenger RNA from Rosa chinensis, 1861 nucleotides. Its product is annotated as E2F transcription factor-like E2FE. NCBI's taxonomy places the organism in Eukaryota, Viridiplantae, Streptophyta, Magnoliopsida, Rosales, Rosaceae. Gene Ontology annotation, cellular component: RNA polymerase II transcription regulator complex. The record is from RefSeq and is a predicted model, not a curated record. The transcript has 11 exons. Gene Ontology annotation, biological process: regulation of transcription by RNA polymerase II. Bases 182 to 1366 code for a protein of 394 amino acids. Gene Ontology annotation, molecular function: DNA-binding transcription factor activity, RNA polymerase II-specific; RNA polymerase II cis-regulatory region sequence-specific DNA binding.